GAACACCAUGUCUCUGUGUCAUUGUUGCUUUAUGUCACACACCUUAGCACACACCAGACCCCUUCUCUCAUGACUGGAAAACUCUACUACAGACUCAUCCACCACUGAGUGCAAGCUACACACUAAGGAUAAUGUUACCCUGUUCGAAAUGUGCUGUGAUCCUCUGUCUCCUGCAAGUCCUCUGCAUUACCGCCGACAUAGACACUGGCUCCUUCCUGAUCUACAAUGAGAACCACAACAAGUGCAUAAAGGCGGAGAGUGCCACCUCAAUGACGGUGGCGACUUGUGAUCCUCGUGCCAAAGAGCAGCAAUUCCGUUGGGCUUCCGAAUCGCGCAUCCUCAGUCUGUCCCUCAAGCUCUGUAUGGGGACCACGGAGAUUAAAGACUGGGUGAAGGUGGUCCUCUUUGAAUGUGAUGAGAGCAAUAACCUCCAACACUGGCAAUGCAAGAAUGAGACCCUCUUUGGCCUAAAAGACCAGGACCUGCACUUAAACUGGGGCAACCGCGGAGAGAGGAACAUAAUGAUCUACAAAGGUUCAGGGCUCUGGAGUCGCUGGAGAAUAUUUGGGACCCGGGGUGACCUUUGUUCAAAGGGGUAUCAAGAGGUUUUCACGUUAGGGGGCAAUGCCUUCGGAGGCCCUUGUCAGUUCCCAUUUCGGUUUAUGGAAAAGUGGUAUGCUGAAUGCACAAAGGACGGUCGCUCAGAUGGACAGCUGUGGUGUGCAACAUCAAGAGACUACGAUAAAGAAAAGAAAUGGGGCUUCUGUCCCACCAAAGGAACCUCAGGUUGGGACACUGACCCGGUCACAGGAGUUCAGUAUCAGAGGAACGCACAGUCGGUGUUGACCUGGCAUCAGGCCAGGGUGAGCUGCCAGCAGCAGGGAGCUGACCUCCUCAGCAUUGUAGAGCUACAUGAACAGUCAUACAUCUCAGGGUUGACAAAUUUUUUGGGAACAUCUCUGUGGAUUGGACUCAACAGCUUGGAUUUUGAGAGUGGAUGGCAAUGGAGCAACGGAAACCCAUUCAGAUAUUUAAACUGGGCCCCAGGUCAUCCCUCAUCAGAGCCCGGGCUUACAUGUGCAACCCUUAAUGCUGGAAAAGCUGCAAAAUGGGAGAGCAACGCCUGCACCAAGAAACUUGGUUACAUCUGUCGCAAAGGAAACGCCACCAGUCUGCCUCCACCACCAAACAAAGAUCAGCCCAGCUUCUGCCCCAGUCACUGGGUUCCUUAUGCUGGUAACUGUUACUACCUGGAAAGGACUAAAAAGAUGUGGAGGGACGCUUUGGCUGCAUGUCACAAAGAGGGUGGAGAUUUGGCCAGUAUACUCAAUAUAGAAGAGCAGAGCUUCAUUAUUUCUCAAACUGGAUACUUACCGACAGAUGUGCUCUGGAUUGGCUUAAAUGAUCAGAGGAACCAGAUGCUGUUUGAGUGGUCUGAUCGCUCCCAUGUUACCUACACUCAGUGGCAGAGCGGUGAGCCGUCUCAUGCCACCAACCUCCAGGAGGACUGUGUUCUCAUCAGAGGAAAGGAUGGGAGGUGGGCUGACCACAUGUGUGAGAAGACGUUUGGAUACAUCUGUAAGAAGAAGGCCUCCACUAAACCAGGCGAAGGCACCCACGAGGAAGCUAACCCAGGAUGCAAGCUUGGCUCAAGGAGGUUUGGUUCUUACUGCUACAACAUCGGAUCUGAGACAAAAGCAUUCAAUGAUGCCAAGCGGACAUGCUCAGAUGCUGGUGGUAACCUGGUGGAUGUGGUUGAUAGAUAUGAGAGCGCCUUCUUGGUCAAUUUGGUGGGUUUGAGACCAGAGAAGUAUUUCUGGACAGGUCUGUCCAACACAGAAGACAGAAGCACUUUCAGGUGGACCACUAGAAGAAAAGUCGCAUUCACUAAUUUCAACGUGGGCAUGCCAGACAGAAAACAAGGAUGUGUUGCCAUGACAACUGGGUUUUUUGCUGGGCUAUGGGACGUUGUCAGUUGCAGCAACAAGGAGAAGUAUAUCUGCAAGAAACCAGCAGAGGGUGUAGCUGUGACAACAGUUCCACCCACCACUGCAGCCCUCAGCUGUGAGGCGGGUUGGAACCCAGUUGUUAACAGGAACAUGUGCUACAAACUUUACAAAAAAUCAAAGGAGCUGAGGAAGACUUGGCAAGAAGCACGGGACUUCUGCCAAGCCAUUGGCGGGGAUCUGAUGAGCAUACACAGUAUGCAGGACCUGAACAACGCUCCGUUUCAUUCAUCUGACCCAGCUUGGAUUGGCUUCAGCCUGGGUACCAAUCAAGGUUUUGUCUGGAGUGAUGGGUCGGCUUCCGACUUUGAGAACUGGGGCUACGGGGAACCAAACAACCACAAUGACAACGAACACUGUGCAGAAGUUCAGUUUUACUACGGACGGCACUGGAAUGAUCGGCACUGUGAGGCCUACCACGACUGGCUCUGCCAGAUACGCAAAGGUGUGACUCCCAAACCUGAGCCUGUCAUAGUUGAAAAAGUAUACAACACCACAGAAGAUGGCUGGAUUAUAUACAAUGACACACAGUAUCUCAUCAACACUGACAACCUCGAUAUGGAAGCUGCUAGAGCUGUCUGCAAAAAGGGCUUUGGUGAACUUGCGGUCAUCACAGGGGACACUGAGAGGAAGUUUAUUUGGAAACAGAUAGCGAAAGGCUCAGAGGGGCAGUACUUCAUUGGCAUGACAGUAAAUUUGGAUAAGUCAUUUAGCUGGAUGGAUGGCACCCCUGUAACGUAUACUGCAUGGGAAAAGAAUGAGCCCAACUUUGCUAAUAAUGAUGAAAACUGUGUGACUAUAUACAAGAACAUGGGCUAUUGGAAUGACAUUAACUGUGGUAUGGAGCUACCUUCUAUUUGCAAAAGAAGCAGCAAUUUCGUAAACACAACAAUGGCCCCGACUCCUAUUCCUUCAGGAGGAUGUGGACCAGAGUGGUUAGCUUUUCAAGGAAAGUGCUACAGAAUUGUUGACAAUGACAAUGACAAGAAGAACUGGCAGGACGCCAGGUCGUACUGCGUAAACCAGGGAGGAAAUCUGGUUUCUAUCCUCAACGAGAAAGAGCAAGCAUUCCUAACAACACAGAUGGUGAGAUACAAUGACGAUUUGUGGACUGGCAUGAAUGAUGUCAACUGGGAGAUGCGUUUUGUGUGGACGGACGGCAAACGCAUUUCAUACACCAACUGGGCCAAAGGGCAUCCAUCAUCAGUGCCUGAAGGACUUUAUUCAUUUAUGACUGAGAAAUUUGACUGUGUGAUUAUGGUGGGCACCACCCCUAAAAUAACUGGACUCUGGAAGGUGGAUGACUGUGAUACAAAACAUGGCUUCAUCUGUAAAAGAAACAUCGAUUCUCAGAUUGCGGUCCCACCUACAACUGUCCAACCAAAGGCUUUCUACAAACUUGGCAAUGACUCCUACAAACUAGUGGCCCAAAAGAUGAAAUGGGAUGAGGCGAGGAGGCAGUGCCAAGCAGAUGAUGCAGAUCUGGCCAGUAUCCUGAAUUCAGUAACUCAGGCUUACAUCACCUUGCAGAUUUUCAAGUACAACGAGCCUGUGUGGAUUGGCCUCAACAGCAACGUGACUGGUGGACGAUACAAGUGGGUUGAUAACUGGAUCUUGUCUUUUACCAAAUGGGGCCCCGAAGAGCCUAAACACAACUAUGGCUGUGUGUAUAUGGAUGUGGACCAAAAAUGGAAGACUGGACCAUGCACCAGCACCUACUAUUCCAUUUGCAAGAAAUCAACAGACAUUGCUCCCUCUGAGCCCCCACAACUCCCUGGAAAGUGUCCAGAACCAAAGAAACGAAAAACCUGGAUACCUUUCAGAGGCCAUUGUUAUUCCUUCCUCAGCUCGAUGGUUGACAACUGGGCCCAUGCCUCAGUUGAAUGUCUGAAAAUGGGUGCUUCUCUGGUGAGUAUUGAGGAUCCUCAAGAGAGUCAGUUCAUACAACAGAACCUGGAGCUUCUGCAGGACGGUGCCAAGUCCUUCUGGAUUGGCCUCUACAAGACUCAUGAAGGUGAGUGGAUGUGGAUCGAUAACAGUGCUGUGGACUACACCAACUGGAAAAAGGGCAUGCCAAAGACAGACUCAUGUGUGGACAUCCAUUCAGACAGUGGACAGUGGAGUACAAACACCUGCACCAGAUAUAAGUCUUACAUCUGCAAAACAGCCAAAGUUAUUCCGCCUACAGAGAAACCACCAGCUGUUGCCCACGUCAUAGAACCAAAAUCUAACGGGUCCGCUGGCAUCACUGUGGCUGUAGUACUGGUUGUAAUCGCCAUAAUUGGACUUGGCGCCUUCCUCCUAUUCCGUAAACAGAUCCCCACACCUGUCUUGGGAGAAAGCACCUUUGAUAACAAGUUAUACUUCAACAAUCCACUCCGAGCCGCUGUAGACACCAAGGGUCUGGUGGCUAACAUAGAGCAGAAUGAACAAGCAUAGACAGAUGUGAGAUGGGUGGUAAUCAGCACUACGAAAAUAAUUUUCAUCUUUAUUUUGGAUCACUUUACUGGGAGCUGAAUCUCAACCAAAAGCCUGUAGUGUUUUCCCAUAUAAAGAAGCCUGGGUUAAAGAUAAUUAUUCAGAAUUAUAUAAUAUUUCAUGCACGCACUGGCACUGCACUAAGCGAAUUAGUGACAAGAUAAUAUAAAUGAACAACCUAUAACAAAAUUGACAUGAUUAUGUGAUUUGUGAAAUGUGUACAUAUUAUUUUUUUACUUUUUACCAGUCAACAUAACCAAGAAUAUUUGUAAACCAAUUAAAAAUCAAGAAAGAUGAAGAUGUUUUAGUGUAAUUAGACAGAUUUUUCUCAACUGUACUGCUUCUUAUCAUUCUCCACUCACGCUUACGACUUUGUAAAUAGAAGCUCAAUAAAAGAAAUUAAUGAACAAA
This is a messenger RNA of Larimichthys crocea (large yellow croaker), 4895 nucleotides long. RefSeq names its product mannose receptor, C type 1a (gene mrc1a). The record is from RefSeq and is a predicted model, not a curated record. NCBI's taxonomy places the organism in Eukaryota, Metazoa, Chordata, Actinopteri, Sciaenidae. The transcript is spliced from 30 exons. The coding region runs from base 132 to 4445 and encodes 1437 amino acids.